Molecule: messenger RNA, 2434 nt
Organism: Nannospalax galili (Upper Galilee mountains blind mole rat)
Lineage: Eukaryota; Metazoa; Chordata; Mammalia; Rodentia; Spalacidae
Gene: Prmt3
Product: protein arginine methyltransferase 3
Exons: 17
Coding region: 120-1793 (557 amino acids)
Biological process (GO): peptidyl-arginine methylation
Cellular component (GO): nucleus
Molecular function (GO): protein-arginine N-methyltransferase activity
Source: RefSeq, a predicted model, not a curated record
GGGCCAGCCGUCGCCCCGCCCACGCACCCACGUGACCCGGAAGCGCUCCCCGCUCGGCGUCCCCGGAACGCCCGCUCCCGGCGGCGCGCACUCGUGCCCGCGCGUGUUCGGACGCGACCAUGUGCUCGCUGGCGGCGGGCCCGGGUGGGCGAGGCCGCGGCGAGCAGGAGCCGGAGCCCCCGGAGCUGUCGGACAGCGGCGACGAGGCGGGCUGGGAGGACGCGGACGCAGAGCCCACGCACGACCGGCGGCACACGCCCUGCCUGUUCUGCGACAGGUUAUUCACAUCUGCUGAAGAAACAUUUUCACACUGUAAGUUGGAGCAUCAGUUCAGUAUUGAUACCAUGGUCCAUAAGCAUGGACUUGAAUUUUACGGAUACAUUAAACUAAUAAAUUUUAUUAGACUUAAGUUCCCACUUGUUACAUGUAAUGAGAAAAUGUGCCAUGAACUUCCCGCCCAGAACCCUACAGUUGAAUAUAUGAACUCCAUGUCCAGCCCGGUGCCUUGGGAGAGGGAAGAACACUUGAAGCCUGUGUUAGAAGAUGACCUUUUACUUCAGUUUGAUGUAGAAGACCUGUAUGAGCCGGUGUCUGCCCCCUUCUCAUACCCCAAUGGGGUCAGCGAAAAUACGUCUGUGGUUGAGAAGCUGAAACGCAUGGAGGAGCGGGCGCUGUCUGCUGAGGCUGCCUUGGCCAGAGCUCGGGAGGAUCUGCAGAGGAUGAGACAAUUUGCUCAAGACUUUGUGAUGAACACAGAUGUCAGAACAUCUACGCCUGCCAUUGCCGACCUGGAGGAUGAAGAUGGCGUCUACUUCAGCUCCUAUGGGCAUUAUGGGAUACACGAGGAGAUGCUGAAGAGACUAUUCUGUUUAACGGAAGCUCAAGGACUAGACGUGCCCCAGGACAAAGUACGCACCGAAAGCUACAGAGAUUUUAUAUACCAAAACCCGCACAUCUUCAAAGAUAAGGUGGUUUUGGAUGUUGGGUGUGGAACUGGAAUCCUCUCAAUGUUCGCCGCUAAAGCGGGGGCAAAGAAAGUCCUUGGAGUCGAUCAGUCCGAAAUCCUUUACCAGGCAAUGGAUAUCAUAAGACUGAAUAGACUUGAAGAUACUGUUACACUAAUUAAAGGAAAGAUUGAAGAAGUUCGUCUUCCUGUAGAAAAAGUGGACGUCAUUAUAUCUGAGUGGAUGGGUUAUUUUCUCCUUUUCGAGUCUAUGUUAGACUCUGUCCUUUAUGCAAAGAACAAGUACUUGGGAAAAGGAGGAUCGGUCUAUCCUGACAUUUGCACGAUCAGCCUCGUGGCAGUAAGUGAUGUGAGCAAGCACGCGGAUAGAAUUGCCUUCUGGGAUGACGUCUAUGGCUUCAACAUGUCCUGCAUGAAGAAAGCAGUUAUUCCAGAAGCUGUUGUGGAAGUUUUAGAUCCGAAGACUCUUGUUUCCGACCCUUGUGGUGUCAAGCACAUAGACUGCCAUACCACCUCCAUCUCAGACUUGGAAUUUGCUUCAGAUUUUACCCUGAAAAUCACGAAGACGGCCGUAUGCACGGCAGUUGCUGGCUAUUUUGAUAUAUAUUUUGAGAAGAAUUGCCACAACAGGGUCGUGUUCUCUACGGGCCCCCAGAGUACCCAAACCCACUGGAAACAAACCGUGUUUCUGCUGGAAAAGCCGUUUGCAGUUAAAGCAGGUGAAGCCUUGAAAGGAAAGAUCACAGUUCACAAGAACAAGAAAGAUCCCCGUUCCCUCACUGUGAGCCUCACCUUGAACAGCUCGACUCAGACUUACAGUCUCCAGUGACCAGUGUUGUCUCCAGCCCCCAGGAAGCCUCAAGCACACCUGACUUGCUGUUUUUGCCGUGGGGUAGGGCAGAUGUCACUGAAGGCAGCCCCUCCCCUGCUAGACUGAGAAUCAUUUAAACUGACUUACUUUUAGAACAGUAAUAGUCUCCUUUUUUUAUUAUCAGUUUCCUACUAUAAAUUUUGAGCAGCAGUUCAUUUGGGGGAAUUUGUUUUAACUGGUAGCACAGAGGGUUUUAUUGGGGAUUUCUUUUCUGGCGAGGAGUAAGGUUAGACUCUUUGCUACAGUGUCAGGUGUCUGAAACUCGAGAGCCAGGGAAGGAGCAAAAGUGUCAGCCUCUGUGGAUGCUGUUUGCAGAGUCGCCCGGCCGCUGCCCGCAGUUCUCAGUCUGCUCAGCUCUUAGCUGUAGACCUAGUGGUGCUUGGGAAAUCAGACUUGCGUACACUUGCCCAGCUUUCACAUAUGUCUGAAGAAUGGGGUGAGUGUGUGCCUGUCUACUGAUGCACCACCUUUGUCAAGCGAGGUUUCUGUGCCAAGGUCACACAUGUAUCUGAUAAUAUAUCACAAUAAAAUCUGUUAUUUACAGUUAGGGUGAGAGACCGAAAGAAAACUAUUCAAUAAAAAUGUCUGAGACAGCAUUA